AUGGCCAUACUCCUUGCGUUCAUUGUCUUAUUAUUAGGGAAAAGCCACUAUAAUGAACUAGUAAGUGCUAGUACUGUAAAUGAAACAGUAGGAACAAAACAAGUUGUACGCGUUGGUGUGAUUCUUGGAUUGGAUUCUGGGGUCGGGAAGAUAGUAGAAAACUACUUAUCCAUGGCGCUUUCUGACUUCUACGCUGCAAAUCCAAAUUAUCAGACGAGGCUGGCUCUUUCAGUGAAGAGUUCUGACAAGGAUGCUGUAGUUGCAGCAUCAGCAGCUUUAGAGUUGAUGAAGAAUGAAGAAGUGCAGGCUAUAAUAGGGCCAGAGUGGUCAACAGAAGCAAAGUUUGUUACACAUCUUGGAAAGGAAGCUCAACUUCCUAUCAUUUCUAUUUCAUCUACUAGCCCCACUUUGUCUCCAAAGCAGAGUCCCUUUUUCAUUCGGACAUGCCAAGAUGAUUAUUCUCAGAUAAAACCUCUGGUGUCCAUUGUUCAACAAUUCGGUUGGCGCCAAGUUAUUGUGAUCUACGAAGACACAGAAUUCGGCAAAGGUUUCAUUCCUUAUUUAACAGAUGCCUUGCAGCAAUUUGAUACCCGGGUUGUUUACAGAAGUGUCAUUUCUCCAUCUUCCAAACAAUUGAAUAUUUCCAAAGAGCUUGAGAAGAUAAAGGCAAUGGAGACGAGGGUACUAUUGGUCCACAUGACAGCUUCUGUUGGAUCGAGUUUCUUUCCGCUGGCAGAACAGGCUGGGAUGAUGAGUGAAGGGUAUGUUUGGAUAGUCACCGAUGGGUUAUCAAGUUUGUUAGAUCCAAUGGACAAAAAUGUUAGCGAUUCGAUGCAUGGUGUUUUGGGUGUACGGCCCUUUGUGCCCGUGACGGAGCGUCUUCAAGACUUCAAAACCAGAUGGAAGCUUUCUGCAGAGAUAAACCUUUUUGGUUUGUGGGCGUACGAUACUAUUUGGGCAUUAGCUAAGGCUGUCGAGUCGGUUUCACAUGCUGCUAAAACAGAUAAUGAAUCAGCACAAAGUUCUAGCAGAAAUAUUGGAGGUCAUCGUGAUCUUCAUGUGUUUGGCUUGAAAGUCUCCGAAUCAGGUCCGAGACUUGUCAAAGAGUUGCGAGUUACGAGAUUUGAAGGUCUAAUUGGAGAAUUCCGUUUGAUUAGAGGACAGUUGCCGGUAGAAAAAUUCGAAAUAUUCAAUGUAAGAAGGAAAAUAGGUGAGAAAGUUAUUGGAUAUUGGAACCCCAAAGAAGGAAUAAUAUCUGGUUAUUUAGGGGAAAAUGGUAGUAUAGUAAGAAACUCAUCAAGUUCCAUAGAUGACGUCAAAGAGAGAAUCAUUUGGCCUGGAAAUUAUUAUGCAAAUGCUCCACCACCAAGAGGUUGGGUUAUACCUGUAUCAGGUAAGAAGUUGAGGAUCGGGGUCCCACUGACAGCUGCUGGUUUUAAAGGAUUUUUGGACAUAAAAUGGGAUCCUAAAACUCUUAAGGUCACCAACAUUUCGGGGUUCGGCUACGAUAUUUUCAAAGCUGCAUUAGAAAAGCUACCUUUUGAGAUUCCGCAUGAGUUUUUUGCAUAUGUAGACAGCGCAGGCCUGAGUAGCGGCACUUAUGAUGAUCUUCUUUACCAGAUUAAGCUUCAGAAGUAUGAUGCAGUAGUGGCAGAUACAACAAUUAAUGCAAAUAGGACGACCUAUGUCGAUUUUACAUUGCCAUAUAAUGAAUCAGGCGUCUCCAUGGUUGUAAAAGUUAAAGAUAAAAAUGUACAGGAUAUUUGGAGUUUUUUCAAGCCUCUAAAAUGGGAUCUUUGGUUAACAUUUGGAGCAGCCUUCUUCUUCACAGGGUUUUUGGUAUGGAUUAUUGAGCAUCGUACAAACGCAGAAUUCAGGGGUCCACCACGCCAGCAGCUUAAGAAAAUUUUUUUGUUCUCCUUCUUAGCUCCAGUGUUUGCUCAUGGAGAGAAGGUGAAGAACAAUUGGUCAAGAUUUGUGAUGACAAUCUGGGUUUUUGGGGCAUUCAUUGUUGCACAAAGUUAUACAGCUAGCUUAGCCUCAAUGUUGACAGUGCAAAGGUUGCAGCCAUCAUUUGUUGAUGUCAACGAGCUAAGGACGAAUAAUGAUUAUUUCGUUGGAUACCUAGAGAAUUCUUAUGUGAGAGGCCUUUUGAUCGAACAAUUGAACUUCAACGAGUCCAAGCUUAGGCACUACAAUUCCCCUGAGGAGUAUCAUCAUGCAUUGUCUAUAGGAAGCAAAAAUGGUGGAGUUGAUGCUAUAUUCGAAGAAAUACCCUACCUUAGGGUCUUCCUAGACAAGUAUUGCUCUAGAUACACAAUGGUCGGUCCGACCUACGAAUCUGAUGGCUUUGGCUUUGCGUUCCCAAUAGGGUCUCCACUUGUACCUUACAUUUCCAGGGCAAUCCUGAACGUCACAGAAGAUUAUAAGAAGAUGGAAGAACUGGAACAAAGGUGCUUCAACUGCGAUAUAGGUAGAAGGAGCUGGUACAAGGAGCUGGUCCGGAAAAUCCUUCUGUAUAAGGUUCGAAAUGGUGAGUUGAGGUAG
This is a messenger RNA of Ziziphus jujuba (common jujube), 2547 nucleotides long. RefSeq names its product glutamate receptor 2.8-like. Gene Ontology annotation, molecular function: glutamate-gated receptor activity. Gene Ontology annotation, cellular component: plasma membrane. The coding region runs from base 1 to 2547 and encodes 848 amino acids. The record is from RefSeq and is a predicted model, not a curated record. Lineage: Eukaryota; Viridiplantae; Streptophyta; Magnoliopsida; Rosales; Rhamnaceae. The transcript has 6 exons.